GAAGAAGAAGAAGAAGAAGAAGUUGUUCCAGUUCUGCAGCUCUCCUCCAAGCCGUCUCUGAUUAUACUCAAAGAUCCUUUAUACUGUUAUACUGUCGAGAACGACAUAAAUAGAAGAAUACUGGGAGCAGUGCGAUAAAGUAUGUGGACACACACUGAAUGAUCACUUUAAAUCGAGGAAACACAGAGGGACUGUGUCCACAGUGAGGGACAGCGAGACAGCAUGAGUGAAGCCUCUGGGGACUCGGGCACGCUCUGCCUCUUUGAUGUAGACGGCACGCUCACGGCCGCGAGACAGCGUGUGACUCCAUCCAUGGCGGAGUUCCUUCAGAAGCUCAGGACUAAGGUUCGAGUCGGAGUGGUAGGAGGGUCGGACCUUAGUAAGAUCAAAGAGCAGCUGGGAGAUGAUGUGAUCCAGAAAAUGGACUACGUUUUUGCUGAGAAUGGUCUUGUGGCCUAUAAAAAUGGACAGUUACUCUCUGUCCAGUCCAUCCAGGCCCACAUGGGUGAAGAGCUACUUCAAGAUUUCAUUAACUUCUGUCUCAACUACAUGGCCAAGAUCAAACUGCCCAAGAAAAGGGGGACAUUCAUUGAAUUCCGUAACGGCAUGUUGAACAUCUCCCCUAUUGGACGCAGCUGUACACAAGAAGAAAGGAAGGAGUUCUAUGAGCUAGAUCAGAAAGAGAAAAUCAGAGAGAAGUUUGUGUCCAUAUUAAAGGAAGAGUUCAAAGGAAAGGGACUGUCAUUUUCAAUCGGAGGGCAAAUCAGUAUUGAUGUGUUUCCUGAUGGUUGGGAUAAGAGAUUCUGUCUGGGGUUUGCUGAGAAGGACAACUACUCAACCAUUCACUUCUUUGGAGACAAGACCAAACCUGGAGGAAACGACUAUGAGAUCUACUGUGACCCACGGACCACAGGCCAUGAAGUCUCCUGUCCAGAGGAAACGCAACAACUUUGUCAGCAGCUUUUCUUCUCAUGAGAGAGGAACAGCAACUGUUACUGUAUGCUGACAUUGUUUUUACAAAACAGACAAGAGGAACUUAUAUUAGGGGUCUUAUUUAUCGGUUUAAAACAUAUCUAGAGAUUGAACUACAAAAAUAAUUAAUUUAUGCGGAAAGAGCCAGCGUCAUAGUGUUGUUGACAUUACCAAAGGGUAAUGUCAAGGGCGGAGAGGGAGCACUUCCUGACUAAUAGAAGAGGGAUUUCUGGGUAUUUUGGUUGCGUUUUGAAUGAGAGAUGUAAUGGCUUUGAAUGUGAUUUAAUGGUUUUGAAUUUGUUGUUGUUGUUUUUUAAAGGAGAUUCUGGCUGUAUUAUCAACAUUACCUCAUGGUAAACCUUAAACUAAAACAAUUGGCAAUUAAAUGUGUCCAUUUGCAGUUUGUCAGUCAAAUGUUAUGGCAGUAGCAAUGACGUCUUCCUUUUUGCAUUUUAUGUAUCAUUUUUUUAUUGGGUUCUUUGCUCAGCCAUGUUUAGUAUCAUUCUAUCUAAACAAACUGUAACCAUAACCACAUCCCUUGCUGUGUGCUAUAAAAUCUUUCUCCUAGAUGGUAUAAAACAAGAAGUCAUGGUCAUCAGUAGACAUUAGCAAACUGUACAUUCAUGUGGAAAUAUUAUCAGUGAGUGUAUCAAUAUUUUUUGUGGCCCCUAUGGUACCUCACAACAUUUUUUGAGAAUGUAUCUGAAAAGUAUAGCUUUGUACAAUUGUGUGACGUUCCCAAUACAUGACACUUGAACUUGAAUGUAGUAUCAAUUUGUAUCCAAAUUCUGCUGUAAAAGAUGUGAUAUUUGGGAAAUAAUGAAGAAAAAAU
Messenger RNA from Sander lucioperca (pikeperch), 1804 nucleotides. RefSeq names its product phosphomannomutase 2 (gene pmm2). The coding region runs from base 223 to 975 and encodes 250 amino acids. Gene Ontology annotation, cellular component: cytosol. Gene Ontology annotation, biological process: protein N-linked glycosylation; GDP-mannose biosynthetic process; mannose metabolic process. The record is from RefSeq and is a predicted model, not a curated record. The transcript has 8 exons. Gene Ontology annotation, molecular function: phosphomannomutase activity. NCBI's taxonomy places the organism in Eukaryota, Metazoa, Chordata, Actinopteri, Perciformes, Percidae.